Messenger RNA from Aspergillus niger, 705 nucleotides. RefSeq lists its product as uncharacterized. Gene Ontology annotation, cellular component: mitochondrion. The transcript is spliced from 3 exons. The record is from RefSeq and is a predicted model, not a curated record. Gene Ontology annotation, molecular function: 5-formyltetrahydrofolate cyclo-ligase activity. The coding region runs from base 1 to 705 and encodes 234 amino acids. Gene Ontology annotation, biological process: tetrahydrofolate interconversion; folic acid-containing compound biosynthetic process. NCBI's taxonomy places the organism in Eukaryota, Fungi, Ascomycota, Eurotiomycetes, Eurotiales, Aspergillaceae.
AUGAUGGCUGGGUUGCAAGUCGCAAAGAGGGACCUCCGCCGGAGGAUGCGGGAUGCUCUCCAGCAGAUCCCCGCCGACUCUAUUGCCAAUCAAUCCAGAAUCGCUACAAAUCAGUUACUCUCUCUCCAGGAAUAUCGGGAUGCGAAGAGGAUCGGUGUCUAUCUGUCCAUGCCAGCCGGCGAACUCUCUACAACUGCUAUAGUGCAGGAUGCCCUGGCCAAUGGCAAAGAAGUCUUCGUACCUUACAUACACAAUCUCGAGUUGUCGUCGCAGCCAAAGACAUCAGUCAUGGAUAUGUUGCUGUUAGAGUCGAUGGAUGAGUUCAGAUCGCUCGAGCCGGACAAGUGGGGAAUUCCAUCACUUUCGCAAGCAAGUGUACUUAACAAGAGGAACUGCUUCGGGGGCAAGGGAGUCUCACCCCAGCCGGAAGAUUCUACGCAAGGACCCUACGGGUUGGAUUUGAUUGUCAUGCCAGGAAUGGCGUUUGAUGACGGAUUCAGAAGAUUAGGCCAUGGCAAAGGCAUAGUUGUUCCAGAUGACAGCAGUCAACCCGAGGAUAUUCCAUCGCUAACCCCUCGUACAGUCGCGCUCGCUCUCAAAGAACAAAUGCUUGACCCGACCGAAAAGAUCCCGGUUGCGGAUCACGACUGGCUAGUAGACGUCCUCAUGGUCGGCGAUGACCGGUGCCUCGUGCGCCAACGCUGA